UCCUCAAUAACCCCAUCAGGGUCAUUUGCUUCUUCAAUUCACUAUGGUUUUGAAGAAGUCUACUUUGAGCUUUGCAAAAAUGGCCAUUGCUAAAUUUCUAACUGUUCUUAUGUUAAUGGAAGUGAUUGUGAGUGAUUAUCAGUUCGGAGCAGUGGAUGGUUUGAACAUGGAUUACUACCAAAUGACUUGCCCUUUUGCUGAAAUGAUAGUGAAAUAUACCGUUAAUAGAGCUUUGCAGAAUGAUCCUACCCUAGCAGCUGCUCUCGUUCGGAUGCAUUUUCAUGACUGCUUCAUAGAGGGUUGUGAUGGUUCAAUUCUCAUUGAUUCAACCAAGGAUAACACAGCAGAAAAGGACUCCCCAGGAAACCUGAGCUUGCGUGGGUAUGAAGCUGGGGGUCCAGCUUAUGACAUACCAAAAGGAAGAAUGGAUGGAAGGAGGUCCAAAAUAGAAGACACAAUCAACCUGCCGUUCCCCUCCUUCAAUUCCUCACAACUGAUUAGGGCUUUCGGGCAGCGUGGCUUUAGUGUUCAAGAAAUGGUUGCUUUAUCCGGAGCACACACACUGGGAGUGGCAAGGUGCUCAUCCUUCAAAGCCAGAUUAGGAAAUGCUGAUACAACUCUGGACUCAGACUUCGCCAAGACCUUGUCCAAAACCUGCAGCGCGGGCGACAACGCCGUGCAACCCUUCGACGACACCCAGAACACCUUCGACAACUUUUAUUACUACACAUUGCUAAGACAAAACGGACUUCUUUUCUCCGACCAGCAACUCUACAUUAGCCCCAUGACAAACUUCAUUGUCAAUGCUUAUGCAAUGAAUCAGCAAAUGUUCUUCUUUGAUUUCCAACAAGCAAUGGUGAAGAUGGGCAUUCUUGAUGUUAAAGAUGGUUCUAAAGGAGAAGUACGACAAAAUUGCCGGAAAGUAAACUGAUUUUAAUCUAGAAAGGAAAAAACACUUCUGGAUUAAAUAAUUGACGAGGAAAUUCUCAGAUUUAUGUUGGAUUUCCAUGAAAGAGAAAAAUUUAAGCUUGUACCUUGUCUUGUAGUCUUGUAGGUUUUUGUAAUUACUGUGUUUCUACUACCUUUUGUAGUUUGGCUAUGCAUGUAUUGGUCUAAUUGGCUCACAUGCCUCUCUUAUAUAGAAAUAUGUAAACAUAUUUAUUUAAAUAAUAGAAUACUUCUCUU
Rubroshorea leprosula is the source of this 1185-nucleotide messenger RNA. The record is from the annotation of a GenBank genome assembly. Lineage: Eukaryota; Viridiplantae; Streptophyta; Magnoliopsida; Malvales; Dipterocarpaceae.